UUUUCUUAAAGCUUUUUAAUUUAUCUAUGAUAAUUAAUGGGUAAGAAUAAUUAUAAGAAUUCACUUAAAGUUCUUGAAGCUGAUAUUCAACAUGCCAAUACUCUGGCAUUAAAUACUAUUAAGGAUGAUAAUGGAGCAUGUAUUCAAAUGAGGCUGUAUUUUAGUCCAGCUGCAGAUCUUUUUUCCUAUCUUUUUCCAUGGGCAAAUUGCAAAUUUGCCGGAGCACUUGGUUUGGUUCGUGUUUUCAUCUAUACGAUAUAUGCUGACGGCAAAACUACUUUGAAAAUUAAUGAAAGAAAUGCAAGCAUCAGGCAGUUUUAUGGUUUUAUGUUUCCCUCGAUAAUGCAACUGCAAACCGGGAUUACUGAUUUGGACGAUAGGAAACAGAAGGAGAUAUGUUUGGCAAGGUACUCAAAAAAGAACGGAUUGGAGAAUGAGAAGCCCUCUGAUGCUGAUGUGGAAAGAGAAAGGGAAUGCGGGAUUUGCAUGGAAGCAAAUAGCAAAGUGGUGUUGCCCAGGUGCAGUCAUUCACUAUGCUUAAAGUGCUAUCGUGAUUGGCAUGGCCGAUCGCAGUCAUGCCCUUUUUGUAGGGAAACCCUGAAAGGAGUGAAGUUAACUGAUCUCUGGGACUGUGUUGAAGCUACUGAUAUCAUCGAUCUAGCCUUGAUCUUUCAGGAAAACUCAAAGAGGUUAUUUAUGUACAUAGAAAAAUUACCUCUUGCCCCAAAUCCAGUUUAGUCUUAGAGGCGUACAUAAUUUUAUAUCUGCAAAGUUUGGAGCUGUAAAUCCUGUUGGCUUUAGCCUGAAUUCCCCCGUUUUAAUUCAAGUUAUAAUGAAGCUCUACGGGAUUUUGAUUUUCA
Messenger RNA from Erigeron canadensis, 860 nucleotides. RefSeq names its product E3 ubiquitin-protein ligase AIRP2-like. The transcript is spliced from 5 exons. NCBI's taxonomy places the organism in Eukaryota, Viridiplantae, Streptophyta, Magnoliopsida, Asterales, Asteraceae. The record is from RefSeq and is a predicted model, not a curated record. The coding region runs from base 37 to 738 and encodes 233 amino acids. Gene Ontology annotation, molecular function: ubiquitin protein ligase activity. Gene Ontology annotation, biological process: protein ubiquitination.